Messenger RNA from Gregarina niphandrodes, 507 nucleotides. RefSeq names its product putative transmembrane protein. The record is from RefSeq and is a predicted model, not a curated record. The coding region runs from base 1 to 507 and encodes 168 amino acids. Lineage: Eukaryota; Apicomplexa; Conoidasida; Eugregarinorida; Gregarinidae. The transcript has a single exon.
AUGUACGCUACGGGGAAAAUUGAGGCUACGGGAGAAAGCUACGGUGAAAGCUGUGAUGCAGUCGAACCGACUGGCGAUUUGAUGACGUUGAGGUUCGAGGAGUGGGUCAAUCAUUUGAAGGAAGAUGAUCAGUACUCCGACUGGAGGAGAGCAUUUGGUUUAUAUAAACGAUCAUCCAGCUUCGAGCCUCACUCGAUAGCACAACAGCUAUUGUUACAUCUGUGCUAUUAUGAUGGUAUAUCUGAUCCAGAUGGGACCAUGAUCAGUCAGGUACAUUUUGUUCUGGCUCCUUCUGAUGUCUUCGAAUUCGUAAUCUUCUCAGUUGUUGGCCUUAUCGGUAUACCCGUGCUUCUCAUGGCUGGCUUUCGUUGUCUCGCACAGAAACAUGCAGGACUGCGCCAAGACAUUGUCGGCUGCAUCGCUUCUGAUGCCCUGUUCGCGAAACAAUUCGAUGAAUACCUUCUCCUCUCCAACUUCCCAGCUCAUACAAACCGACAUGCUAACUAG